CUCCAGUGAGAGGCGAUUUGGAAAGAGCCGGCUGAACAGAGAAUUUGUUCUGGGACGGAGAAAACGUUGGGAAUCAGGUGGAGAGAUGGAAGGCUGGACCCUUAAAAGUCAGAAAGCCGUGGAGGCAUUGAAGAGACUGUCAGGAAUUGGGGCUAGCUUUGAAGGAGACCUGGCAGCCUGCAGGUGUAAGGAGAGGCUGAGAGCUGGUCAAGGCAUCUCCUCCAAGAAGCAGAUGACCGAGGGCUGUGCAAGUUGCCUUCAUUGCCAGGAUAGAAAGGACAGUGCCUGGGAGUCCUUGAUGGCUUCAGAGGAGCAGCAUUGGCCUGUGCCGAUGAAGGCCAUUGGAGCCCAGAACCUCUUGACGAUGCCUGGGGGAGUGGUCAAGUCUGGAUACCUUCACAAAAAAGGUGGCACCCAGCUGCAGCUGCUAAAAUGGCCAUUGCGGUUUGUGAUUAUCCACAAGAGAUGUAUUUAUUACUUUAAGAGUAGCACAUCAGCAUCUCCCCAGGGGGCCUUCUCCCUGAGUGGCUACAAUAGGGUAAUGCGAGCAGCUGAAGAAACAACAUCAAACAACGUCUUUCCCUUCAAGAUUGUUCAUAUCAGCAAGAAGCACCGAACCUGGUUCUUUUCAGCCUCCUCUGAAGAUGAAAGAAAGAGUUGGAUGGCCCUGCUAAGGAAAGAAAUAGGCCACUACCAUGAGAAGAAAGAGCCGUCGUUAGAUUUCAGUGACUCAAGUUCUGACACAGAUAGCUUCUAUGGCUCUGUGGAACGUCCCAUCGAUAUCAAUUUAUCCCCAUAUCCCACUGACAAUGAAGACUAUGAACAUGAUGAUGACGAUGACUCCUACAUGGAACCAGACAGCCCAGACUCCGUGAAAGUUGAAGAUAUCAUGAUUCACCCACCAACUUAUCCCCCGCCUCCGAUCCCCACUCCAAGAAAACCAGCCUACUCAGAAUCACAGCGGUCACACUCCUUUUCCAGCAAGUGCUCCACACCUGUCCAUCCUCCCCCACCUCCCAAAAGAGGCCUGCCAGAAAUCAAUCCUGAGGACCUGAAAAGAGAAGUGAUCUCUUCUUGGAGGCCAGAGCCUAAUCUGAAAGUGUCCUCUCCCAGCAGGAGACAGAGCGAUCCACCCCUGGGAAAUCUACCUCCUAUCCCCAGCUUCAGAAAACCAGCUUCUCCAGAGGUCGUGUCUGUCAGCCAUCUUGUGAAUACCUCUAAAAGCUGCGACAAGUUAAAAUCUAUCCACCUCUCUCCUCGAGGAUCACUUCAAGGAUCACCUCUGGCUGAGCCCCCUCCAAUCCCAGCCAAUAAACCCAAACUGAUAAAGGUGGGAGAGUUACAGUCUAUAAGAGAAGCUGUCAAACCCGGACUGUUUGUGCCCCCUGUGACACCCAAACCACCAGCCUUGGCACCUAAACAUGCUGUGCCUGGGCCACCAGCCUUGGCACCUAAACACCCUGUACCUGAACUGAAGCCCAGAACUGAAAAACCUUCACUCCCCCAACUACAGAGAUCCCCACCAGAUGGGCAGAGUUUCAGAAGCUUUUCCUUUGAGAAACCUUCACUCUCAACUAAGUUAGAUACCAGCUGCGAGGAUUCAGAUGAAGACUAUGAAAAGGUGCCGCUGCCUACCUCCAUCUUUGUCAACACCACCGAAUCCUACGAAGUGGAAAACUUGUUUAAAGCCACUGAUCCUAGGGGACAGCCACAAGAUGGACUCUACUGUAUUAGAAAUUCCUCAAAGACGGGAAAGGUUUUAGUUGUGUGGGAUGAAGCCUUUAACAAAGUGAGAAACUACCGGAUCUUUGAAAAGGACUCCAGAUUUUACCUUGAAGGAGAGCUUUUGUUUGUGAGCAUCGGAAGCCUGGUUGAGCACUAUUACACCCAUGUCCUGCCUGGGCACAAGAGCCUCCUUCUUCAGCAUCCCUAUGGCUACUCAGGGCCCAGGUGACACCUGCCUGACCUAGUGAUUUGGUGCAAUAAUUGAACCUGGAGACAGAAAGAAGAAAGAAAGACUUGGAUGGUUGGUCUUGACUUCCAUGGGCAGCUGCCCACCCAACCUGGGUCCUUGAUUUCAUCUCUCCUGCAUGUUAUUCUGAACCUGUGUUACAACUCUGUUGUGUGUUCCUCCCAGAGACAGGUGGAUUUGGUUCACUGUCCACCUUUCUUCCAUUGACUCUUCCCACCUCCCCACCCCCAAGAGUGAAUGCAUUCAUCAUAAAUAAGCACAUCCUCAACCCCAUUUACCAAGGAAUUCUUAAAGGACUUCUUCCCUGGUGGCCACACUGGAGAGACAAUAUUGAAAAAGGUCACUAUGGAAAUGGGCAGAGGUACUUUUAUGGAUCAGGGCACAGGAUACUGUGUCUCAAAGAGUUGCUGAGUCAGCUUGAGAAGUCUUAGCAAUAUAGUUACAGAGCUAAUGACUUAAGGCAGCCAGGGAGUGUGGUGAACAGAGCAUGGGGCCUGGAGUUCAAAUCCAGCCUCAGACACUCACUAGCUGUGUGACCUUGGGCAAGUCACUUAAUCA
Vombatus ursinus (common wombat) is the source of this 2530-nucleotide messenger RNA. RefSeq names its product SH3 domain binding protein 2 (gene SH3BP2). The transcript has 14 exons. Gene Ontology annotation, biological process: signal transduction. The record is from RefSeq and is a predicted model, not a curated record. Lineage: Eukaryota; Metazoa; Chordata; Mammalia; Diprotodontia; Vombatidae. Gene Ontology annotation, molecular function: SH3 domain binding. Bases 86 to 1954 code for a protein of 622 amino acids.